This is a messenger RNA of Penicillium vulpinum, 927 nucleotides long. RefSeq names its product shikimate dehydrogenase family protein. Gene Ontology annotation, biological process: shikimate metabolic process; chorismate biosynthetic process. Gene Ontology annotation, molecular function: shikimate 3-dehydrogenase (NADP+) activity. Bases 1 to 927 code for a protein of 308 amino acids. The transcript has a single exon. NCBI's taxonomy places the organism in Eukaryota, Fungi, Ascomycota, Eurotiomycetes, Eurotiales, Aspergillaceae. The record is from RefSeq and is a predicted model, not a curated record.
AUGACGCAGUCGCAAACCCAAGAGAUGACCCUCCACCUGGUGGGAUUGGGUGUCACCCACUCCAUCGCCUAUAGCAUGCACAAUUAUAUUGCAAAAUCCCUCGGCCUCCCUUGGAAAUUCUACUCAACAGAAUGUCCCACAAUUGAUGACCUACUCAAGCUUGCCAACACACCCACCACAGCCGGUUUGGUGGUGACCAUGCCAUACAAAAACUCGAUCAUGAAACAUGUUGAUGAACUGGAUGAGCUGUCUACCAUGAUUGGGGCCUGCAAUAAUAUCUAUUACGAGGGUAGUGCCGCACGGCUUAUGUGUGGCACCAACACAGACUGGCGCGGGAUCAAGGGUUGUCUGCUGGAAAAAGGAAAUGAGAACGAGAGGCCAUCGGCGACUUCACCUGCCACGGCCUUGAUUGUGGGAGCUGGAGGCGCAAGCCGCGCAGCAGUCUAUGCCCUGUCGCUGCACUUGCACUGUCCGACGAUUUACGUUCUGAACCGUGACGACCAGGAAGUUACCGAUCUCAUUCGCGAUACGCAAAAACUGGGCAGGGUCCCGACGAUUAUCCACGUGAAAACACCCGAACAGGCAAAGGAGCUACCCAGCCCGUACUACAUCGUUGGAACAGUUCCUGAUUUUGAGCCGCAGACUGAGACUGAGGUCACAGUGGCUGAUGUGCUUGAGUCAUUCCUGUCGCGGGCGGAAAAGGGUGUUCUGUUGGACAUGUGUUUCAAACCGCGGAGGACAAGGAUGAUCAAGCUGGGCGAGAAGCUGGGAUGGCCUUGUGUGGAGGGAACGCAUAUUAUCGGGUACCAGAUUGAGGAGCAGUGGCGUUUGUGGGCUGGGGAGGAAUAUGUCCUGAAACUGGACCGGGAGGGCGCAUGGGAUGUCUUGCUCAAGGCAGCCGAAGAGAGCAAAGGGAUCAACUUCUAG